AUGACUGAACAGGUGGACGUCGAUCCACUGGAUCCUUACGCUUUUGAUUACAUCCUAGGGAGAGACUUGGGCGCAAUCAAGGGGAAUCAUACCUUACACCGUCCAGUGUCGCAGGUCCGUGAAUUCCAAUACAAGGACUACAGUGAUAUCUUCUCUUACAAUGCCCAAGAUCUUUUGGAUCCCUCAAGCCCAUUGUCCCAGAGGUAUCCCCAAGUGAGCCAGGUUCUUAGAGAACGUCUAGGGCUGGCGUUUGGCAAACGGAAUAACGAGGAAUUCUCGAGAUGUAAUUGCCGGGACGACUCAGGCCACAGAUGCGACAGCGAAGUGUUUCAAAAGCGCAACAGCACUUCUUAUGAUGAUUUCAUCCGCUUGAGUGCUGGGGGGAGGACCACUGCGAAGGCGGCAUGCCUUUGUCCAGACCUUAAGGAGCGGGUGCAGAUAUAUGGAUUCAUAGGCGCAGGAACAUUUGGUGCCACAUUUAUUGCUCGCGAGAGAGGCGCUGCUGUUGUUUCCCUGGAAGACCUUGAACAAUACGCAAUCAAAUCUCAAGUCCACACAACACAGUGGAUGGACAGUUUAUCGGGAGUAAAUGCUCAGAUGGCGCCCUUCUACGAGGCUAAUGGAGAGCAACGAUAUAUGCCCGAAGAAGCCCUUCUUCUAAUCUAUCUCGACGAUAGCGAAAGGUUCCCGCGGCUCAACUCAGUUUACACUCACGGUAUGCUAACAGCAAUUCUCAUGACUCCCUGUGUUGAUCCUAGCUAUGAAGCUACUUCAAUUAUUAAUGAGGAUCACUUUAACAGGAUCAAGUCAAGCGGGGCCAUACCGCCGCGCAUCCGAAAGAGAUAUCCCCCGUUUCCAGCUUUUGAUGGCAGCUAUCUCAUGUCCACAACUACCAAAGAACCUCAACUGGGGGAAACAGAAGGCUGCAAAGUUGCUUCGCAGCUUAUACAAGCUAUGAUAGAGUUGGCUGACAUGAACGUUUGCCAUGCUGAUAUGUCAGUGACAAAUUAUCUCGUGGACCAAAACCUGAACGUUCAACUAAUUGAUCUUGGAAUGAUUUACUUCUCGCUGCAUAAAUCCGGGUUCAUAAGGGAUAUAGACUACUUUAUCCCCUACCAUGAGUACCAGAUGAUGCCUGAGCGAGCCAUCGAACUGGAGAAGUACGACACUUGGAGGGAUCCAUGCCAUGAUGAUGUCUCCAUCGAAAAGAUCUACUUGCCUCUUGACCAGCGGGACGUUUGCCUGUGGAAAUAUUCAACGCUCGUUUAUGGGUUUCUGCAUGGCUUCUGGCCCUGGGAUGAGCCUGAACCAGUGCCGAAAAGUUUGAACUGGCACGCUAGGUAUGAUGGUCCUUACAAUGACCCGUUCUAUCCAAUAGUCAAACGCAGACGCAAGAGAAUGGUCAACGAGGAUGUAUCAAUCAGCGAAUCACUCUCACAGGACUGCAGGGAUGUGUUACAGGCCACAUUGUCUAGAGAAAAGUCCGAGCGGCCGUCGUUGGAAGAGUUAUCGUCCUUUCCCUGGUUUUCUCGCUGGUCCGCUGAAGAACUCGAGUCUGGGCGCCCUUUAAAAAGACCUUUUGUCAAGAAAUUCCAUGAUAAAAACCGUGCAGAUGGUCGAAGGGGUUUCCAAUGGCCAAGUAUAUCACUGGAACACGAUAUGUCAAUCCCCAUCCUUAACAGCCCGGGAUAUAAUUCUUCUGACUUACUCUGA
Penicillium egyptiacum is the source of this 1713-nucleotide messenger RNA. NCBI's taxonomy places the organism in Eukaryota, Fungi, Ascomycota, Eurotiomycetes, Eurotiales, Aspergillaceae. The record is from the annotation of a GenBank genome assembly.